AUGAUGCCAUCUGCCCUACAGGACUACGGAGAGCUGGACUACGAGGCGGCCCUGACGCUGACCGGAUUUGGGUGGUUUCACUACCAGCUUUUGGCACUAUGCGGCUUGAUCUACGCCAACACCGCCGUGAGCAUUACGCUCAUCUCGUUCGUGCUGCCCUCGGCAACCUGCGACUUCCGGAUGACAUCCAAAGAUAAAGGAUGGCUGACAGCUGCGCCCAUGCUCGGUAUGGUUAUUGGAUCUUAUUUUUGGGGUUGCCUGGCGGACACGAAAGGACGUCGCAUCGUGCUGAUUGCUACACUUCUUCUGGAUGGCAUCAUUGGUGUUUUAUCCACAGUGUCACAAAUAUUUUCAAUAUUUUUGUUACUUCGAUUCAUCAACGGGUUUGCCAUUACCGGUGCAAUGGGCAUUUGCUUUCCGUACCUGGGCGAGUUUCAGCCGACGGCGUACCGCGAAAAGAUCCUCUGCUGGAUGGAACUGUUUUGGACGUUCGGUAUCAUCGUACUGCCGUGCAUCGCCUGGAUCGUCAUACCUCUGGACUUCCAUUUCACGGACGCCGAUGGCAAGGCUCUGUUCGGAAGCUGGAACCUGUUCGUUGCCCUGUGCUCCGUUCCAAGUAUCGUGCUAGGGCUAUGGCUUUUGCGGUUUCCUGAGAGCCCCAAGUUCUUGAUCGAGUGUGGUGAGCGACACCUCGCCCUGGAGAUUCUUAAGGACAUCUACCACAUCAACACCGGCCGUGAUCGGAACGAAUGUCCUAUCGAGGGCCUCAAGGAGUCGGACAAGGGGAAUAUGAUCAUGGAGACGCACAAUCGCUCCAUACGGAGCUUCAACAUACAUAACCCGAAGCACAUGAAGAUUAUAUUCGGCGAGAUAUGGGAGCAAACGAAGGCCCUCUGUGGUCCGGAGUUCCGGAAGAACACCGUUCUAGCCUGCCUGAUCCAAUUCGGUAUCACUACCAGCUACUACACGCUGAUGGUGUGGUUCCCGGAGCUGUUCGGUCGGUUCGAGUUGCAUGAGAAGCGGUACCCGAACAUGUCCGUCUCGGUGUGCGACGUCUCGUCGAUCGUGCUGGAUACCGUAAACGGAACGCUGGUCGAUGAAUACUGCGGCACGAAAAUCGACACCAAUGUAUACUGGCACACGCUGCUGCUGGGAUUCGCCUGUAUUCCUACCAGCCUAUGGCUCCCGCUUUGUGUCCAUCGGCUGGGGGCGAAAUUCUUUCUGAUUUUCAGCUUGAUGGUUGCCGGUGCUGUCACAGUUGGCCUUUCAUACGUUAACAACUCGACGCAGAACCUCAUUCUAUCCUGCAUUUUCGAAGCGCUGACCUCGAUGGGUAUUAGCACCGUCUAUUGUGUGAUGGUAGACUUGUUUCCAACCAAUCUGAGGGUAAUGGCUGCCGCACUAUCGCUUACGUUCGGACGUGGAGGAGCGCUGCUAGGAAAUAUCCUAUUCGGGUUCUUAGUGGACCUUAACUGCUUCAUACCGGUCGCGCUUUUCUCCAUGAUGUUGUUUGGUAGUGCCAUAUUGUGUUUUUUCUUACCGAACACUGGAUCCGAGGCGCUGGACUGA
Messenger RNA from Anopheles coustani, 1569 nucleotides. RefSeq names its product synaptic vesicle glycoprotein 2B. The transcript is spliced from 9 exons. Gene Ontology annotation, molecular function: transmembrane transporter activity. Lineage: Eukaryota; Metazoa; Arthropoda; Insecta; Diptera; Culicidae. The record is from RefSeq and is a predicted model, not a curated record. Gene Ontology annotation, cellular component: membrane. Gene Ontology annotation, biological process: transmembrane transport. The coding region runs from base 1 to 1569 and encodes 522 amino acids.